AUGUCGAAAGAUGAUGAAAACCCGGCUGCUGCAGACAAGGCAAACGCACUAGGUGCUGGACAAGAGCCGGUCCGGGAGGACGCAGCAUGUCAGCUAGCCUUUGCAAUGGAGGAGUCUCAGAAGGGCUACAGCCCCUCGGAGAAUGCCCCUGCAGCCGAGCAGACGCCAGGCAAGGAGGGCAUCAGGGGCCUCAAGAAGGCUGAGCAGGCCCUCAAGAGAUGCUCACCCCUCACUGUGUAUGCAUUGAGGAGGCUGGCAAGGGGGUUGGGAUCCAGCCAUGACGCAGCACGGCAGGGGUUUGCACUUGCGCUGGCGGCUGCACUCGCACGCGUGCCGGAGAUCGAGAGCCUGCCAGCACUGGACCUGCUGGACGCUGCUCUGGAAGUGUCAAAGUCCAUGAAGGGGGCGGAUGCCAGGGAGGGGCUACUGGGCAGGAUAUUCGGCUACGCGGCGUUUUCACAGGCCGGCCGAGCGGCCGACGCGGCAGUGGCGGAUCGGCUAGUCACCUCGCUGGUAGCCGUGAUGGGCCGCAAAGCAUUUCUGCGCGAGGCGGGUGCAAAUGCGCUGCUCGCGUGCGCAGAGGCCCUGCCCGAGCCUGUUUUGGCGCGCCUGCUGGAGUCCAAUGAGGCCCUGCGCGGGCUGCUGCUGCUGUGGGCGCGCAUGCCGGCCGCUGUCCGGGGGGAAUGCUCGAUUCUACCUCAGCAGUCGCCGCCGCCGCCGCGCACUUUUUUCACGGCCGCGCCGGCCGCGGCCCCGGCGCCGGUGGCCGCCUCGGCGGCGUUUUUCACCGGCCGGCACCUGCAGGCGCUAUCGGAGGCGCUGGUGACAUCGUCGCUGAGUCACCCCCGGAUACACUCGCUGUGGUUCAGCCUCUUCGCACUGCUGCUGCCCGGUUUCACCCCCACCAAGGUUGAGGGUGGUCCAAAGGAGAGGGGCGUGCCCAGCGCUGCAGAGGUGGGCGCCCUGUGGGGCUGGGUGGAGGGCCACCUCUUCACAAACUCCCACGAGCGCAAGUACCUCGCCUUCCAGCUCUUCGGCCUCAUCCUGCCCUCCCUCCGGGCGGAGCAUGUGCCGCUAGUGUUCACGCCGCGCUUCCUGCGCACGCUCGUCAACAGCUUUGGCCACUCCGACGCGCACCUGCAUGCAGCCGCCAAGCGCCUGCUGGAACAGGUGGCAAAGCACGCUGAGUCAGCAGCUGACAGGGAUGUCCGGGUGGCGAUCGCGGUGGCUCUGCAGCGCCAGCGUGGCGGCGGCUUUGACCGCCUCACCAAGACCAAGUUCGCCGCCAAGCUGCUGCAGGGUUUGGACGAGGAGGGUGUGUGCGCGUACGUGGCCCACCUGCAGGAGGCGUUCCUGGCCCCUGCCAACGCCAAAUCAGGCGCUGCAGCGGUUCAAAACGGUACGCAUGCAGACAGCAGCAGCGAAGAUGACAGCGAGGAUGAAGAUGAGGCGGAGGAGGAAGCCAGCCCAGAGGACGCUGGCAGGAGGCAUGUACCUUACCUUCAGAAUUUCCUCUACUGGCAGUUUCUGAGAUUGUGGGCAGUGGAGCAGCUGAGUGGGGUGAUGUCCAUGUCCAAGGAGGCAGCCAGCGCCAGAACUGGCACGCUGCACUUCCUCGCCCUUCACGCAUUCUUCACCGUGGACGCAGCCUCUGUGAAGAAGAGUGAUGGGGAGGUGCUAAAGAAGGCGGCACAGUGCGACCCUCCUGUCAGCGCCGCAGUGCGUCAGCUGUGUGCGGCGCGCGUGGUGUCCGGUACGGACGCUGCCUGCAAAGCCGCCGCGACUGCGCAGCGACCCGCAGAGGGCAAACAGGCUUCUGAGAAAGAAGCAGCGGCAGAAAAGGAGGGCGCCGAAGAGGCAGGCCAGAAGCGCCGGGGCGUGGAGGAUGCCGCUCUGCGCGAUGUCACACAGUUCCUCGCCCAGAUGCAGGACACUAAGGGGGUGAGCCUCGCAGCAGAGUUGCCAGAGGAGCUCCUUGCGGCUGUGACAACGCUGCGCGCGCUGGCGGCCCGGGCCGAUAAGGCCGGACGCAAAGCCGACGCGGCUCCGGAGGCGGCCGCGCAGCAGCGCGCGUUUGCGGCGCUCGCCCGGUGGCUGCAGCUGUACCUGCUGGGGGACCCAGAGGGACUGGACGCUGACCUGGCGGAGGAGCUGACUGGGAUCCAUGCGGACGCCUUCGCCAAGCCCGGCAAGACAGGCAAGAAGAAGGGUGCGGAUGAGGAGGAGUCAGCGCCCUGGAUGGACCGUCUGAUGGACGUGCUGCUGAGCCUGCUGUCAGUGCCGGCCGCCACACUGCCGUCUGCUCCGCUGCGAGACGCUGUGGAGAGCCUGUUCCGCUCCUGCGCAGCCCACCUCACCUCGGCAGGCAUGGACGAUCUGCUGAGGGUGGUUGCGUUUUCAAACUCUGCAGCAGAUGGCAUCUUUGAGGGAGAUGAGUCAGAAGAAGAGGAAGAGGAAGAAGCUGAGAGUGGCGAGGAGGGGAGCGAGGAUGAGUCAGAGGAUGACGAGGAUGAGUCAUCAGAAGAAGAGGAUGUGGGAACGGUGGACGGGGCAGCAGUUGGCACCGCUGCAGAGGCGAGCGGGCGGCCGGCUGCGGAUGCAAUGGAUGAGGAUGAGGCGAGCACGUCUGGCAGUGACAUGGACGACGAUGCCAUGGAGGAGUCAGGCAUGGAUGCCAAGAUUGCAGCGGUGCUGCGCGGCACUGCGGAUGCCAAGGCGACUGUGCAGAAGACCAAGGAGGCUGUAAUCCAGCUCAGGUUCAGGGUGAUAGCGCUGUUGGAGGCAUACGCGCGGAAGGCACCGGAAGCUGGGCUGCUGGCGCAGGCACUGCCGGUGCUGCUGAGGUCGCUGCACCACGCUCUGCGCGCUGGGCCAGCUCAGCAGGCACUUGCCGAGCGGCUGCGCGGCCUCGUCAACAACAAGCUCUGCAAGGCAAAGGCGUCAGGCACAGUGGAUGCAGAGGAUGCAGCGGCAGUUCUGAGGAAACUGCUGUCCCUGGCUUCGCGAGGAGAGGACAAGGCGCUCAGUCAGACGGCCUCCACUGCAUAUCUGUACGUCCUGCGCCACUCGCCAGCAGCUGAAGCGCACAAGGCUGUCAAGGACGCGCUGGCAGACUACUUGACCAAGAAGAAGACCCGGCUGAGCAGCAACACAGCAAAGGCUCUGCUGAGGGCCGCGCCCUCCCCAGACUAUAUCCAUGCGCUAAUCGGACACCACCAGAGCGCGCGCAAUGUCUUUCUCAAAAGCGAGGCCCUGCAGCUGCUGCUCAUCACCCUCAACCCGCCCAAGGAGCAGCAGGCAGCAGCGGCUGCCGCUGUCAGCGAGGAGCUGCCGGCGUUGACGAAACUGCUCAUCAGCGUGGUGGAGGGGCCGGCAGACAAGAAGCAGCGUGCGGCGGAGGCGCUCGGCUGCGCCUGCGGCGUUUUGGAGGCGGUGCGGCGGCUACUGCCAGAUCAGGACGUCCUGGCCGGCAGAUCAGCCGACCUGCAGAUGGCCGUUGCUGCCAAGGAGAGCGCCGUUGGAGCAAAGGGUGGCAAGGUGGGCAAACAGCUCAGGAGGCUGGCAGAUCUGCUGCAGAAGGGUGGAAAGGAGCAGCCUCAGAUGCAGAAGCAGGCAGCCAAGGGAGGGCCACAGGUCACAGCCAAAGCCAGCCCUGCAAAGAGGAAGGCCGCAGCAGAUGCAGGCAUAGAGAAGCCGGAGAAGGCAGACCCAGCGAAGAAGAAGAAGAAGGCAAAAGCAGUGAAAGAGUCUGCCUAG
Molecule: messenger RNA, 3756 nt
Organism: Coccomyxa subellipsoidea C-169
Lineage: Eukaryota; Viridiplantae; Chlorophyta; Trebouxiophyceae; Coccomyxaceae
Exons: 21
Coding region: 1-3756 (1251 amino acids)
Biological process (GO): regulation of DNA-templated transcription
Cellular component (GO): nucleolus
Molecular function (GO): DNA binding; transcription factor binding
Source: RefSeq, a predicted model, not a curated record